Messenger RNA from Miscanthus lutarioriparius, 837 nucleotides. The record is from the annotation of a GenBank genome assembly. NCBI's taxonomy places the organism in Eukaryota, Viridiplantae, Streptophyta, Magnoliopsida, Poales, Poaceae.
AUGGUCAUGCUCGCCGCCACGCUCUCGUCAUCGCCGGACGACUCCAAGUGCGUCGGCGCCACCAUCAUCGCGCGGGAGCGGGAGCAAGCCCCAGACGAGUUUUUGCAGCAGCCCUUCAAUCGCUGGAUUGCGUUCUGGCGAAUGGGCUGGGAGGUGGCGCUCCAAUUGGUUCCAGGCGAGGACGUGGCUGUGGACCUGGCUCUGUACCUUACGGAGGACGUCGUCUUCCACGACAGCGCCUUCCAUUUUCUGCUCACCCGUGGCGGAGCCUACCAAAUCCUCGUGUGUACGCCGACCACGAAUCCUGAAGAUCCUAUGGUCCUGGAGAUCAAUUGGGCGCUUCGCCGCUUCAUGCCGCCCGGAGAGCGCAUCUCCGGCCAGAACGCCCCCGUCCGCGCUCGAUACCUCGUCGUGUCCCGCGGCGAACUGCUCAUGGUCGUCAGGUUCACGACUGGUGCUAAUCAGCCGACGUCCAUGUUCAAGGUGUUCCGGGAGACUAAACGGCCAAAGAUGCCUGACGGCGGCGACUUCCCCGUGGCUGUGUACCCCUGGGAAUGGAGCGAGAUGGACACGCUGGAUGGCCGGGUUCUGUUCGUCGGCUAUGGCUGCUCCAGGUCCUACCAAGCGGAUGAGGAUAAGUACCCAGGCUUCAAGCCCGGCAUCUACUUCUUGGAUGAUGGCGUGUUCUGCGAGGCACUCAUGGUCGGCGACGCCAAUACCAGGCCGUACCCCUGCAGGGACAAUGGGAUGUGGUCCGAAUCCGAAGGCCGUAUCCAGCGCUGCUUCCCGCCUCCAAACUCAUCGGACUACUCUCCUCCGGUUUGGCUUUUCCCUUGA